Aspergillus mulundensis is the source of this 702-nucleotide messenger RNA. Its product is annotated as thioredoxin domain-containing protein. The record is from RefSeq and is a predicted model, not a curated record. Bases 1 to 702 code for a protein of 233 amino acids. Lineage: Eukaryota; Fungi; Ascomycota; Eurotiomycetes; Eurotiales; Aspergillaceae. Gene Ontology annotation, cellular component: cytoplasm. The transcript has a single exon.
AUGCCUCAAGACACUACUCAAUCCCUCCAACGGGACAUAGACGAGUACGAUUUGUCCGACGAUGACGCCCUAUUCAAAGCCCUGGAAGAAGAAGACGACUCCGGCUACCGCGCCCACCGCAUUGAACAACUGAACGCCGAAUUUGCGACUGCGCAAAAACCCCAUAACCAGAGAACAACGCUCGUCGAAGACUCGCUCUACCCAACCUUAAAAAGUGACCAAGCCCUCCUAGACUAUACGACCCAGACGCAACGAUGCGUUAUCCACUUUGCUCACCCAGACUUUGCCCGCUGCACUACCAUGGAUGAACAUAUUCGGGCGCUUGCAGCACGUCACCAGGAUGUGCGGUUCGCGAGGGUCGAUGUCCGCGAAACUCCCUUUGUCGUUGAGAAGCUGAAGAUUAGAGUCCUCCCCUGUGUGAUUGGGUUCUUGGAUGGGGUGGCUGCGGAGAGAGUCCUUGGGUUUGAAGGCCUGGGACCUGGGGGUAGCGCCGGACUUGAAGGGUUCAAUACGGCGAGUCUGGAGAAGAGACUUCUGGCGCCGGGUAUCUUGUCCCAGGCAAGGUUUAACGCCGAUGACGUGGAGGGGUCUGAUAAAGAUAAUGACGAGGAGGAGGAUGGCGAUGAUAGGAAAGGACGACGGAGCAUUCGGACUGGGACCACGCGAGCCUUCAAGGAGGACGAUGACGACGAUUGGGAUUGA